UUUAGGGAGCAAAUACUGCGAGUGAAGGGCGACGACAACAUCCCAUUUGUUUUGGUCGGAAAUAAAGCAGAUUUAGACGAAAGACGUCGCGUCAGUCUCGAUGAGGCGCACCGACUGUCAGACCUCUGGAAAGUGCCAUACAUUGAGACCUCGGCCAAGACCCGACUCAAUGUGGACCGGGUUUUCUUUGACUUAAUGCAAGAAAUACGUAAACGAAAGCUGACGGACGCCGAGNACAUUGAGACCUCGGCCAAGACCCGACUCAAUGUGGACCGGGUUUUCUUUGACUUAAUGCAAGAAAUACGUAAACGAAAGCUGACGGACGCCGAGACGAGUAAUGGCCCCAAAAAGGCCGGCCGUAAGAAAAAGAGGUGUAUUAUCCUAUAAUACCGUUCCACUCAUGUAUGGGCGCCGGUAUUUUCAAGUGUUUGUAAUUAAUUCCCAUAUUUGUAAUUAAUUGACUAUAAUUAAUUACAUUUUAGAAUCUUAUUUUAUAUUUAGUAUUUUAAUUAUAUUUAUUGUAUCUACAAAAUUUAAUAAAUUCUCUAUAUUAAUUUAAGUAUGGAAAAUGUUCAAAUCACAUUAACAAAUAUUAAUUUAUAUUGCUAAAUACAUCAGGACUAGAUUUAGCAUACAAUGGAAUUAUUAGCAACAUAAUUUAGUUUUUAAUUUUCGCAAUAUUGAGCGUGGUACUGAAUUUGAGUUAAAAAUAUUUAGUAAGUA
Oppiella nova is the source of this 723-nucleotide messenger RNA. NCBI's taxonomy places the organism in Eukaryota, Metazoa, Arthropoda, Arachnida, Sarcoptiformes, Oppiidae. The record is from the annotation of a GenBank genome assembly.